AUAAAUACUUAGGUGUUGCUGAGAGUCUGGCCCAGUGACUUAGACCUUGAGAGCUGGCGUUGGUGCAGUGGCUGGCUGAACUCUGACCACCAUGGCCUUGGCACGAGCCAGCAGCCCCCGGGAGGCGUUGCUCUGGGCCUUGAAUGAUCUCGAGGAGAGCAGUUUCAAGACGCUGAAGUUCCACUUACGGGAUAUGACCCAGUUUCAUCUGGCCCGAGGGGAACUGGAGGGUCUGAGUCGGGUGGACCUAGCAUCAAAACUGGUUUCAAUGUAUGGAGCCCAGGAAGCCGUGAGAGUUGUGAGCAGGAGCUUGAGGGCCAUGAACUUGAUGGAACUGGUGGACUACCUCAGCCAGGUUUGUCUGAAUGAUUACAGGAAAAUCUACAGAGAGCACGUGCGCUGCUUGGAGGAGAGGCCGGAUUGGGGUGUUAACUGCAGCCGCAACGAGCUGCUCCUGGUGGCCAUGUCCAGUCCAGGGAGUCCUGGAUCACCUUCCUGUUCGGACUUGCAACAGGAGUUGGAUCCAAUCAGGAUGGAGGCUUUAUUUGCUCCGGAGGCGGAGUCCUACUCAGCCCCGCCCACAGUCGUGAUGCAAGGAUCUGCAGGCACCGGGAAGACAACACUGGCCAAAAAACUGGUGCAGGACUGGGCCAAAGGGACCCUGUAUCCAGGCCGUUUCGAUUACGUUUUCUAUGUGAGCUGCAGAGAAGUGGUCCUGUUGCCCAAGUGUGACCUGCCCAGCCUCAUCUGCUGGUGUUGCGGAGAUGAUCAGGCCCCAGUCUCGGAGAUUCUGAGGCAACCUGAGCGGCUCCUGUUCGUCCUGGAUGGCUAUGACGAGUUACAGAAGUCCAGUCGUGCGGAGUGUGUACUGCACAUUCUCAUUAGGAGAAGGGAGGUACCAUGCUCCCUCCUCGUCACCACUCGGCCGCCGGCUUUGCAGAGUCUGGAACCCAUGCUGGGUGAAAGGCGACAUGUCCAUGUCUUAGGCUUCUCUGAGGAGGAGAGGAAGAAUUAUUUCAACUCCUAUUUUACGGAUCAGGAGCAAGCGAGAAAUGCCCUUGAGUUUGUGCGAAACAAUGAUGUUCUCUACAAAGCAUGCCAGGUUCCGGGCAUUUGCUGGGUGGUCUGCUCCUGGCUGGAGAGGAAGAUGGCAGGAGGCCAGGAAGUCUCAGAGACACCUAACAAUAGCACAGAUAUCUUCACUGCUUAUGUGUCCACCUUCCUGCCCACUGAUGGCAAUGGGGACAGCUCUGAGCUCAUCCGGCACCGGGUCCUGAGGAGUCUGUGCAGCUUGGCAGCUGAGGGCAUCCAGCACCAGAGGCUGCUGUUUGAAGAAGAUGUCCUCAGAAAACACAGCUUAGAUGGCCCCAGCCUUACCGCCUUCCUGAACAGCACUGACUACCGCGAGGGACUUGGCGUCAAGAAGCUCUACAGCUUUCACCACGUCAGCUUCCAGGAAUUUUUCUAUGCCAUGUCCUUCCUUGUGAAGGAGGACCAGAGUCAGCUGGGGGAGGCAACCCGCAGAGAGGUGGCAAAGCUGGUGGAGAAGGAAAGCUCUGAGGAGAUGACCCUCAGCCUACAGUUCUUGUUUGACAUGUUGAAAACAGACAGCACUUUGAGCCUGGGGCUGAAGUUCUACUUCAGAAUUGCUCCCUCUGUAAGGCAGGAAUUGAAGUAUUUUAAAGAACAAAUAGAAGCCAUAAAGUACAACAGGUCGUGGGAUUUGGAAUUCUCUCUCUAUGAGUCUAAAAUAAAGAGGCUCACACAAGGUAUCCAGAUAAAAGAUGUCACCGUCAAUAUACAACAUUCAGAUGAAAAGAGACCUGACAAGAGUAGGCUGUUUUCAGUAAAAAGCAGCUUUGGAAAGGGGCGGGUACAAAGUCCUCUCUUGAAAACCAAUACUAGCAUGAAGAAACAAAAGGGGGCUUCUAAUUGGAAAAGCAGAGGGGCAGAGGAGUCUGCCCAGAUGGUUAAAAACAGUAGGCUGUCACGUACAGAAAAGGGGCAUAUGGAGAUAAAGGGUCAGGAGGGUGGUGGGGUGGAGGGGCAGGAGGAUGGGGAAGGACAGAGAGUUAAAAAGGAUGGAGAGCUGAGAGAUCAGGUGAAUGGGUACCAGAGAGAGUGAAGGACACAGCGACAAACAGAAGAGGGAAUCACAUAAUCAAAGAUCAGAGGACUCACAUAGCAUGUGCAAUGGCUCAUUGGAAGCAGCCAGCCUUUACCAUGGGUAUCUAAAGUUUAGUUAGGUAGCAUCUCUCCUGCUAGGAGCUGGCCAGUACCUCUUGUGGUGUGAAGUCACUUUAAGUAGCCUCUUCUAUGCUUAAUCAAUGACUAAGACUUUUAAAUCUGCUAUUAGGGUCUUUUUUAAAUAAAAUAAACUGUUUAAAUUAAUAGAGCGAGAAUCAUAUGCGUUCCGUAAAAUGUGGGCACAUACAGAACACACCUGUGCUGGGCACAGUGGAAAGUCCUGUUGACUCUGUAUUUGUGUUUCACUGUGGCUUAAAUAAAGACUAGCUUCUGA
Molecule: messenger RNA, 2521 nt
Organism: Myodes glareolus (Bank vole)
Lineage: Eukaryota; Metazoa; Chordata; Mammalia; Rodentia; Cricetidae
Gene: Nlrp10
Product: NLR family pyrin domain containing 10
Biological process (GO): positive regulation of inflammatory response
Cellular component (GO): cytoplasm
Source: RefSeq, a predicted model, not a curated record